CUUUCCAUACAAAACCAUGUCUAAGCUGAAGCGGUGAGGAAAAAGGAAAGGAAAUUUGGCAACUUAUUUGUUUGGGGACUAGGCUUAGACAAGAGCAUGAUGAGCGGAUUUCGGUUAGAUCUCGGCCCUCUGAAAGAGCCCCUGGGAUUUAUACGUGUCCUGGAAUGGAUAUUUGCUAUUUUUGCUUUUGCCACAACUGGGGGUUAUUCUGGCUCUACCAGUUUCAACAUCCAGUGCGAGAACAGUCCCAGCAAAGAAAUAAAUGUAUCCUUCAGCUAUCCUUUUAGGCUCAAUACCCAGAGUUACAGUGUCCCAGACUGCGUCAACAGAACAGUGUCUAAAACCAAACAUCUGACUGGAGAUUAUUCGUCUUCCGCUGAGUUCUUUGUAGCUAUUGGAGUUCUGGCUUUCCUGUACAGCACAGCUACUCUUGUGUUGUAUCUGGGCUACCAGCACAUCUACCGUGAAUCUCCUCGUGGCCCCAAUAUUGAUCUACUGAUAACUGGGAUCUUCACUUUUCUCUGGCUGGUGUGCUCAUCUGCAUGGGGAAAAGGCCUCACAGAUGUGAAACUGUCAACCAGUCCAAAUACACUUGUGUCUCUAAAUGACAUGUGUAAGAUAGAAGGAAACAAGUGCACUGCGGGGCACAUCCCCUUGAUGGGCCGCCUCAAUUCUUCAGUGAUCUUUGGAUUCCUCAACCUUAUCCUGUGGGGAGGAAAUUGCUGGUUUCUUUACAAGGAGACGCCAUUACACAAGUCAGCCAAUCAGCAAGCAGGAGCAGGACAGUCAUAAUUAAACAGCAGGUUACAUCCACAUUCAUCACGCAAGUGUUGUUUCAGGAUUAAAGUGGUGCUGCGUAGCACCCGGUCGACUGAUAUUAUGAAUCUACCUGACUUGACCUGUGUCACAAAUCCACCAAAGGUCCUUGUCUAUAGAUUAUCUCCAUUAUAUUCAGAUAUGGUCCAAUUUAGAUGUGCAUUUUACACACUAAAGCAAAGCUGUAUACAAGAAAAGGUACAAGAGCACCUUAGCAAAUAAACUGUUUGUAUGAAGUAAAUUGCAUCAUUAAAAAGUUACAUUUCAUCUCUUUACUGCUACGGUCAUGUUUCUCAUGGCAUUUGAACUUGUUACAUGAACAAAAUGUACUGAAUGUUUUUGACUCCUGUUUAAUGAAGUAUUAUUUUUUUGCUGUUUGAUGUUCCCUGUUGCUGUUGUAUUUAGUUAGUUUUGGCUUUAUAAAAUAUCUUGGCUAAAUUUUCCACUGUGCUUCUUACGGUUGAAAUGGCCUUGUAUGAACUGUGUGCCUUAUAACUUACUUAGCCUAUAUUUAAGAAAUGUUUACAUCAUAUCUGGCACGACUGAUGAUAAAAAUGUAUUGACUGCUUUUGUUUAACAAUGCUGGAGGCCUUAAAUAAAUAAUCAUGAUUUGUUUUUA
Molecule: messenger RNA, 1435 nt
Organism: Carassius gibelio (silver crucian carp)
Lineage: Eukaryota; Metazoa; Chordata; Actinopteri; Cypriniformes; Cyprinidae
Gene: sypl2b
Product: synaptophysin-like 2b
Exons: 6
Coding region: 97-792 (231 amino acids)
Cellular component (GO): synaptic vesicle; synaptic vesicle membrane
Source: RefSeq, a predicted model, not a curated record